This is a messenger RNA of Prunus armeniaca (apricot), 522 nucleotides long. NCBI's taxonomy places the organism in Eukaryota, Viridiplantae, Streptophyta, Magnoliopsida, Rosales, Rosaceae. The record is from the annotation of a GenBank genome assembly.
AUGGAAUUUGUAUUUCAAAUUGUUUGGAGUAGGUAUAAGGAAUUUGAGUGGGAAGGUGAAAGGAAAUUGAGAAGGAGAAAAGAGAUUUCCGGCGAGAUACCUCGUGGUUGUGCUGUGGCCAAGACUAGGAUGAACACCUUGGAUAUGAGUAUGAACUUGAUAACCACCUUGAACAUUGAUAUGAACAUGUUGAAUAUGUCUGAAAGUUCUGAUAGAGAAAGUCAUGACCCCCCUGCCUUUGGUGGGGAAGAUACUGAGAGCGAGGAGCCCAGCCAAUAUGUUUGUUCUGAAGAUGAGAGUUCCCAGACAAAGGGUGUGGUAGAAGGUAUGAUAGAAAGUAGGAUGGUAGUGCAUGAGGGUGAGAGAGGUGAGCCAUCAGUAGAUUCCCAGGAGGCUGAGUACAGAGAGAUGCAGAGGAAUUACAAAGUGUUAGAGACUGUGGCUGAUCGGGUUCUAGCCUUGCCUCAUACACCAGAGGUGGUCUCGAGCAAUCAGAUGGAGUGGACGUACGGGUGCAGAUGA